Messenger RNA from Puntigrus tetrazona (Sumatra barb), 1618 nucleotides. RefSeq lists its product as uncharacterized. Bases 110 to 436 code for a protein of 108 amino acids. The transcript has 5 exons. The record is from RefSeq and is a predicted model, not a curated record. Lineage: Eukaryota; Metazoa; Chordata; Actinopteri; Cypriniformes; Cyprinidae.
GCGAGGUAAGGGGCAUUUUACGUUGUUUGAGCCUCAUGCGCAAUUUUGCUCCCUUUAUUCCGGGCGACUCGUGAUGAUCACGGGAGGAAACACAAACACGCGCUGAAACAUGUGGACGGGCUUGAGAGACAACGGCAGCUCUGUUCGUGAAGAACCACAGGACCUCAACCUCACACAGAUAGUUUCCCCAGUGUCUUCAUGGCUCUCUUCCAGCUCUGGCAGAAAUGGCUCGGUAACCAGCAGUCCACCCCCUCUUGCUGAGAGCCCCAUGAAGAGAGAGAGUGGAAUCAUACCAGGUGCGAUUGCCGCAGCAGUGUUCAUAGGCUUUCUGUUAGCCCUCUAUGCUUUUCUUUGGAAAUGCAUGGUUACACAACCUAAAAGGAGGAAAAAGAGAGUGAGUUUGAAGGCUCGUGAACAGAGGUCUCUCACAUGCUGACAUCUGGACGGGACGUCCUACGAGAUCCUGAGUUACUGACGUUGGCUCUCAUGACCAAUUCGUCCGUAAUUUACAAGGAGGCUAUUUCGUAUGAUCUCGGUCGUAUGCAAUCUAACUCGUAAAACACGUACGAUUCAGCAAAGAUCAUAUGAAUUUGUAUGAGCGAGGUCAAAUUAGCCACCUCGUAAAAAAUCGUGGGAUCUGGUGGUAAAAAUUUCUCCUGCUGUGUGUAAGCACCAUUGAGCUCUGUUUGGGUCUUAUUUAGACAACAUUUCAUGCAUAAGGGAACAAGAUGCUUUUAGCUCUACAUGGUCUUCAACAGAUCAAUAUCCGCUGCGUUUCAUAAGUCGUCGAUCGGGUUCUGGCUCGGUUCGUUUGACGGUCAGAACGGGGAGUUGCAUUUUAGAAAAUGGUUCUGAAAAUGUCAAAUUUAGUCAUUAAACUGAAUCUUGUUUUUGUAUAUUACGUGUUCAUAUAGAGAAUAGCAAGCACAUGUGUGCUCUCGAGGUAUGCGUGUAUGGUUUACUUUGUGAAAGCACCACAGAAGUCCACUAGAUGGCAGAGGGCUCAAUGUUUUUCUUACUUGAUGGCGCAAGGAAAUCCAGCCAAGAUGCACAGUAGAGUCUUUCGGUCUUUAGAGGUUUAUCUUUAUAGACUUACGUGUUUGGGCUGUUCAUUUUAUUGCUGAUAGCUAUGCUAAUUAAUACAUAAAAGAUAUAAUAAAUUUGAAGAGACUCGGCCCUUGUUUUUCUCCAAACAUCCCCUUUGACCAUAGUGAACUCUGCACCAGUGAAUGAGUGCAUGUGUGAGUGAGAGAGAUUUCCCUUAUGCAGCAGUAUUGACCAGAGAGCAGCAGAUUAAUAGGUUAAAGUCUUUGGGUACGUGCGUGUGCGUGUGUGUGUGUGUGUGUGUGUGUGUGUGUGUGUGUGUGCGCGCGUGAACAUAAGAAUUGCACAUUUUUACUGCAGGUGCUUUGUUUGCACAAUUUAUGUACUUUUACAUAUUUUACUUUUCCUGCAUUAGUGUCAUUAAUUCAAUCGGUUUUCAUUAAGGUUUGAUUAAAUCCCUUUUAGUGCAUGGCAUGUAAGUUAGACUGUAUAAAACCUGUUUUUUAUUGCACAGAUGUUUAAUAUAGAAUGUUGUGAAUCAAAACCAAUAAAUGUGAACUUGUGCGUUUGACUA